Messenger RNA from Solea senegalensis (Senegalese sole), 1695 nucleotides. Its product is annotated as transcription factor IIIA-like. Gene Ontology annotation, cellular component: nucleus. Bases 168 to 1229 code for a protein of 353 amino acids. The record is from RefSeq and is a predicted model, not a curated record. The transcript has a single exon. NCBI's taxonomy places the organism in Eukaryota, Metazoa, Chordata, Actinopteri, Pleuronectiformes, Soleidae.
GGCGUAGCGUUACGCGCUGUAGAAAAUACCGGCGUGAGGAACGAAAACGUGCUCGGAGCCUGAAGAAGAAGAAGAGGAAGAAGACGAAGACGAAGAAGAAGACGAAGACGAUAAUCAACGGAUCUGGCUCAGUUGUUCUUUUUUAUUAUUAAAUUAAAUUCGCACAGAUGGAGACAACGUCGCACAAACGCUACAUUUGCUCGUUUCCUGACUGUUCGGCGGCUUAUAACAAACAGUGGAAACUGGACGCACACUUGUGUAAACACACGGGAGUGAAGCCGUACGCGUGCGGGCACGACGGCUGCGGUAAGUCCUUCUGCAGCACCUACCACCUGACGAGACACGGCCUCAGUCACAGCGGCAGCAGACCCUUUGAGUGCGGCGUGGACGGCUGCGCGGAGGCGUUCACCACCAACUCCAACCGAAACAGACACGUGAGCCGCGUCCACGCGCAGGAGUCCAAGGUGUAUGCAUGCAAGUUUGAAGGCUGCGGCCUCGAAUUCAAGAAGAACAAACAGCUCAAGUCACACAUGUGUGAGCAGCACACACAGUUGCCGCCUUAUCAGUGCACGUAUGAUGGCUGUCACAUGCGCUUCACCUUCCCCAGCAAGCUGAAGCGUCACGAGAAGGUUCACAGAGGUUACCCCUGCCAGGAGGAGGGCUGCACCCUCACGGCUAAGACGUGGACGGAGCUCCUGAAGCACAGGAGGGAGCAGCACGAGCGUGUCCUCAAGUGCGACCAGUGCAGCAAGGUAUUCAAGGACUCGUGGUUUUUGCAGCAGCACCAGGCCGUCCACUCUGAGGUCCGGGUCAUCUUCAGGUGCCCGAGAGAGAGCUGUGACAGGUCGUUCACCACGACCUUUAACCUGCAGAGCCACAUCAGGUCCUUUCACGAGGAACUGCGGCCCUUCUCCUGCACGCAACCUGGCUGCAGGAAGAGCUUCGCCAUGAGGCAGAGCCUCGACCGCCACUGCAUCGUCCACGACCCUCAGCGGAGGAAGCAGAAGGCGCCAAGACCCAAAAGGUCUCUUGUCUCCAGGAUUAGUGGUUACAGAGAAACCAAGAUGUGCAAAAAAACGCAGGAGAGAGCGUCUGCUCAGACCCAGACUGGUCCUGGUGCACCUGUGGAGCUGGUGUCCCUCCUGCAAGAUGCUUCGUUGCUAUGCGUCCCACAGCAGGUGGACACUCAUGGACUCACAAAUGUCCUGACUACACAUCUGACAGUGUAGAGGUCAUUGCUGCAGGAGUGUGAGCACAAACAAAUCUCAUGACAAGUGUGUCUGUUAAUGAUGAGGCGUACCUGCAGGAUGAAGCCUGGUUCAGGUGUUCACUCCCUCGGUCUGUCUGUGUGGACUUUUUAAGUGUGCUAUUAUGAGGUACUGACAGUUGUUGAUGAUCUGCCUCCAUCACGAUGUUCAAAUGUCAUUUUGUGAAAUCUAUCGUUCAGAUUUACCUCAGUGUCUUAAACUGACCACACGAGGCAGCAGUAGAUCUAAAAAUGCAAAAUGUUAAGAUGGUUACUCAUGUUGAGCAUGUUGUUUUGUUUGUUUAUGUUUAAACUGCGAAAGUUAUUGUUCAUAUAAAUAUAAAAAAGUCUGGGUUAAGGUUAUUUUCCUCAGAGUUCUCCAUUUUGUUGUAUGUGUGUUCAAGUUAUUUAGUUUGUUUAAAACCAAAAUAUAGAGGUUAUGAAUUUGA